AUGUCCAUGCAUGAUUCCCAAAUCAUGCAGGACAGCGGGCGCAAACUCUACUGGCAAAAGACUGAGAUGCUGCCUGCAGAAUGGACAACACUGGACCAGAAAGCUUUUCUUGAGUCGAAGUACAACAAUUUUUUGAAGGCACAAGUCAGGGCAUCUGUAAUGCAAUUCUGGGGCCCUGUGUUCUCAGAGUGGUUCAGAAGGUUUUCUGAGGAACUUGCAAUUUUUGGUGAAGCGCCGGAAGUCAUGUCAGAAGAGCAAAAAGAGGCGAAAGGCACAGCUGUUGAUCUCAGGCAAAAGAAAAUCAAGAAUUGGUUUAACUACCAUUCUCAGAAAAGCGGCCGCUCUGCUGUAAAUGCAAUGGGCAAAACAAUUCGGCAGAUGCUCACCAACAAAGCCAAGGGCACACAAAUCCACACAGAGGCUGAAGUAUUCUCAAAGAUGAGGUAUGCGGAUGAUGUUCAGGCACAAGUGAAGGAGAGCAUCGCUUCAGGCAGCCUUACCAAGAGUGAAAAGUUGGGAGCUGUGAAAUUGAUGACACACACAGCUUAUGAGGACGCGAGUGAGGAUGUUAAGGCCUUGUGUAGGGCAAAGGUUCAGGCAGAAUGGGAUGCCAAGGCAUCAGAAGUCCUCAAGAAGACAGAUGGGGCCCCUACCAAUGCGCAAUAUGCUAGGGCACUCACCAAGUGUAUGGGUACGAUUUCACAAUUCAUGCAAGUCAUCAAAGACAUGACGGGUUGGGAAUGGAGUCUGAUCGGCGCUGGACCAGACCCACGUUUGGACGGAAAUAUAAAUGCUAUGAGGCACUGCAGCUACCAUUCAGGUGUGAAUGCAACUGGUCUCAAUUGGAAACAAGCGACACCACACUUCAACGAGACACACUUGAAGGCGUAUGUCGACUUCAUUAGCACAGUUUUUCCACCGCACAUCAGGAAGACACGUGCACUCAACUAUGAUGCUUUAGGAUCUAGUAGUACGCCAUCUGCCCCAUCCGCUUCCCAGUCACUUGAUUCUGGUUGCUCUCAGCCAGAUGCACUUACCACAACACCUCCGGCUACACAAUCACCGCCUCUGGUUAUAUCUGCACCCCCUGCUUCCACUGAGCGCUACAACCUUCAUGACCCAUCUGUUUCUUUCUUCCCCAAUGUCGGUCUGCAGUUGUCCAAUGGAUACAGCCUCCAAGAUGUCUCAUUCACAAAAGAUCCCACAGAAUCAUCCAGUUCCUUCCUCAAUGAUAUUCCAAAGGCCUCAUUUGACGUGCCGUAUUGGAAAAAUCCACCGCCUCUUCUCGGCCCCUUACUCAACGGAUCUCCAAGCAUGCCCAAUGGAUCUACAGGCACUUCCACCUGCUGUUACAGUCUACCAUCACACUCGCUACCUUCUUUGCCACCUAUAGCAACCCCGCAAUUCAUGUUCCUGUCACUCCCUUCCCCAUCACUCCCUUCCCACUCCCUUCCACAUCACUCCCUGGUUCUCCCUUCCCACUCCCUUCCACGUCACUCCCCGGUUCUGCCUUCCCCAGUUCUGCCUUCCCCGGUUAUCCCUGCCCCAAUUCUCCCUUCUUUGGUUAUCCCUGCUCCGGUUAUCCCCGCCCCAAUUCUCCCUUCUUUGGUUCUCCCUUCUUCAGUUCUCCCUGCCCCAGUUCUCCCUUCCCCGUCACUCCCUGCCCCAGUUCUCCCAUCUGUACCUCCUGCAUCUCCUGCAGUGGAGACUCCACAAAACGGAGACAUGCAGCAUAGCACACCAGAGAAAACACUCAAGGUAAAACGAAAGCGCGCGACAAAGGCCGUCGACACGGUCAUGGAGGUUAUCGAGUCCACUGAUCCAAAUACACUGUGA
This is a messenger RNA of Suillus subalutaceus, 1836 nucleotides long. RefSeq lists its product as uncharacterized. NCBI's taxonomy places the organism in Eukaryota, Fungi, Basidiomycota, Agaricomycetes, Boletales, Suillaceae. Bases 1 to 1836 code for a protein of 611 amino acids. The record is from RefSeq and is a predicted model, not a curated record. The transcript is spliced from 8 exons.